This is a messenger RNA of Aaosphaeria arxii CBS 175.79, 656 nucleotides long. RefSeq lists its product as uncharacterized. Bases 37 to 273 code for a protein of 78 amino acids. The transcript is spliced from 2 exons. The record is from RefSeq and is a predicted model, not a curated record. NCBI's taxonomy places the organism in Eukaryota, Fungi, Ascomycota, Dothideomycetes, Pleosporales.
UGUGCUGUCGCACCGUACCAAUCACAUCCGAUCACAAUGUCCGCCGCAAGCCCCCUCUUCUGGAACGGCCCUCUCCGAUACCUCAAAUGGGCCUCCGUCAAUAAGCCUGCGUAUUUCUACUCCAUCAUCGUCGGCUGCAUCGGACCCGUUAUGGUCGUUACCGUUCCCCCGAUCCGGAGGUACCUUGGAGAAGAGCAGAUAGCGAAGAUUCCUUUGACAUAUCCGAGUACGUGCGAACCUUGCCCACUGAGUCUUUCUUCGCGAGAAAGAUAGAGCGAUCGGAAUCCAGAGUUAUUACUACGACUUGCCGGGCGAAACAUGUUGUCAAAGGAAGUUUCCGUGGAUUUUUGCUAACAGGAGACAGUUCCCAAAGGACCACGACCGAGGCCAGAGGGUUUCGAUGAUUAAGCGCGCUGCAAGGGAGAUAUGAUGCAACAACUUUUUGGAGGGCUCGGAGGCAAAAUUGCCAUGGUCAGCGAACCAUAGAGGAAAACACCAAAUACGGGACAUUCGAAAUUAUAUCUUGAGAUUAAAGUCCAAGAAUAGGCAUAAAAGCCAUGUACACAAACUUUUCCUUAUCAGCUGAAUGAAUCACAUUUAGCCAAUAUUGCUUCAAGCUCCUCUAUUUAGCUAUUCGAAAUAUCCUUGAAUGUGCC